AUGUUUCCUCUUGUUCAUAUGGCACCACCACGUUUUCCUGGUCAUCAUCCUCAUUUUCCUCAGCACCAUCAUGCAGUCGCCAGUGGACAAACGUCCAGUACAAUGAACUCAUCCAUUGUACCUGUUCAACCUGGUGAAAUCGGUUUCGAUGGAAAAAUGCUACGCAAAGCAAUGGCUCGCAAAACAGUCGAUUACAAUCCAUCAAUCAUACGAUAUCUCGAAAACUCUAUUUGGCAACGAAAUUUUCACGAUGGACGAUCAUUGCAACCUGAUGUUUUGUAUAUUCCACAUCUUGUUCCACCUCAUAGUCUCCUAGCAAAUCCAGUAAAUUGUGUUAUGACAAAAUUCAUUCGACCAGCAACAAAUAAAGUUCGAUGUCCAAUUUUUUGUGUUUGUUGGACACCGGAUGGCCGUCGCUUGAUAACAGGUGCGUCGAGCGGCGAAUUUACACUAUGGAACGGACUAACGUUUAAUUUUGAAACAAUUUUGCAAGCUCAUGAUUCGGCUGUAAACUCAAUGAUUUGGUCAAAUAAUGAACAGUGGAUGUUAACAGGUGACCGUAAUGGUUUUGUUAAAUACUGGCAAUCAAAUAUGAAUAAUGUGAAAGUCUACCAAGCACACAAUGAUCCAGUCAGAGGCUUAACAUUUUCUCCAAAUGAUAGCAAAUUUGCUAGUUGUUCUGAUGAUAGUUUUAUUCGUAUAUUUGAUUUUCUGACAGGAACGAUCGAGCGCGAAUUACAAGGUCACGGAUGUGAUGUUAGAUGUGUCGAUUGGCAUCCCCACAAAGGUCUGCUUGCUUCGGGUAGUAAAGAUUCUCAACAACCGAUUAUUCUAUGGGAUCCAAAGAGCGGUCAAAAAUUAGCGACGCUUCAUGCACAUAAGAAUACUUGUAUGGCAUUAAAAUGGAAUCGACACAAUGGCAACUGGUUAAUAUCAGCGUCACGGGAUCAUUUCUGUAAAUUAUUCGACAUACGAAAUCUGAAAGAAGAACUCCAAUGUUUUCGUGGACACAAGAAAGAAGCAUGCACAUUGGCAUGGCAUCCAAUACACGAACGUCUGUUUUCAAGUGGUGGUUCCGAUGGAUCGAUUUAUUUCUGGCAUGUCGGAACGGAAAAAGAAUUGGCUGGUAUGGAUGAUGCACAUGAAGGUAUGAUAUGGGAUAUGUCAUGGCAUCCUCUUGGCCAUAUGCUUGUCAGUGGUUCCAAUGAUCAUACGACACGAUUCUGGACACGCAAUCGACCUGGUGAUACCGUUCUCGAACGCAGCGAAGAAGGCCUACAAUUACAUGCAGCACGGCAAGAACAAUUGCAUCGUGAUGAAUUAGAACAUGAACGUUCCGAAGAAAUGAAUAUGCCGGGUCUGGGCUUCGAAGGCGUUUCGCUUGAACAAUUACAACAACAAGAUGAAACGAACAAUCGCCGUGAAUCUGGCAUUCCUGGCCUUGAUUUUUCCAAUGAAGAUGAAGAAAGUCGUCGACGUCGCGCACCAUUUGCUAAACCUGUACCGAAACCAUUUGAAAAAGCUUGGCGUUCAGUCGAUUCAUAUCCUGCUGAUAACUCUAAUAAUAACAAUAGAAUGAUGAAUAUGCACGACUCUGAUGACUCCUUUUAUUCUCAACCGCCUCCGCCUCCAUCUAAUUACUCUCGAGGGCCACAUCCAAUGCACGAUGACUAUUCUCGAGGUGGUGGUCCACCCGAUUAUGAUCCUCGUGGCGGUAGUGGAGGCCCUCCGAUGAAACGACAACGACACGAUGCUUUAAAUGAUGGCCAUUGGGCAAAUGCGCCUACCGAUCGACGUGGAGGUGGUUAUCCAUCGAUGACUUCUCAGGCGCCUCAUUGGCGGCAAAAUCCAAACGACAUGCAAUCGAAUCCUAACAAUAUGGGCGAUGAAAAACUUGACGACAAUUUCGCUGCUGCUGCUCGAUACCGCGAUUCGCCAUUUUUUCAAACAGCGACAGAUGAAGAAAUGCGUGGAUAUAAUUAG
Messenger RNA from Adineta ricciae, 1983 nucleotides. The record is from the annotation of a GenBank genome assembly. NCBI's taxonomy places the organism in Eukaryota, Metazoa, Rotifera, Eurotatoria, Adinetida, Adinetidae.